This is a messenger RNA of Caenorhabditis briggsae, 651 nucleotides long. It is a transcript of the gene Cbr-ubh-1, whose product is annotated as Protein CBR-UBH-1. Bases 1 to 651 code for a protein of 216 amino acids. Gene Ontology annotation, molecular function: cysteine-type deubiquitinase activity. Lineage: Eukaryota; Metazoa; Nematoda; Chromadorea; Rhabditida; Rhabditidae. The record is from RefSeq and is a predicted model, not a curated record. Gene Ontology annotation, biological process: protein deubiquitination; ubiquitin-dependent protein catabolic process. The transcript has 7 exons. Gene Ontology annotation, cellular component: cytoplasm.
AUGGCCGUCGUGUGGACUCCACUCGAAUCGAAUCCAACUGUCAUCAAUCCGAUGAUCGAAAAAAUGGGAGUGAGUGGCGUCAAGACGGUCGAUGUACUGUUCUUCGAAGACGAUUCUAUCGGACAACCGCAGCAUGCCGUCAUUCUUUGCUUCCCGGAGUAUAAGAAGGUCGACGAAAUCAUGAAACCGAUCUACGAGCAAGCCAAGGCUGCGGAUGAUUCCGUGUUUUUCAUGAAACAGAAAAUCUCCAACGCAUGCGGAACAUUUGCUCUCUUCCACUCGCUUGCCAAUCUAGAAGACCGCAUCAACCUGGGUGAUGGAGCUUUCGCUAAAUGGCUCGCAGAGGCCAAGAAGGUUGGCGUGGAUGAGCGUUCGGAUCUUCUUGCAAACAAUGCCGAGCUGACUGCAAUCCACGCUGCUGCUGCCACUGCUGGACAAACUGAUCCAAGCGGAGAGGUUGAGCAUCAUUUUAUCUGCUACGUUGGAAAGAACGGAAUCCUUUAUGAAAUCGACUCUCGUCUUCAAUUCGCUCGGGAGAUCGGCCCAACCUCGGAGGCAACUCUCGUGAAGGAUGCCGGGGCGGCGUGCCAGCAUCUCAUCCAAAAGCUCGACAACGUCAGCUUUUCUGCUAUUGCUCUUGUCAACCAGUAG